AUGACGCAAAUAAAAUUGCGUGCGCCGAGAACAAAUUCGACAAUGACAACGACAACGACGACGACGACGAGGGCACGAUUUGCAACGCGAACGCACGCCACAACGGCCGCAACGGCAACGGCAACGGCAACGGCAGCGACAGCAGCGCCAUCGCACAUAAUGAAAAUGAAACGGAAACGUAAAAUACCGGAAAUUUCAUUGCUAAUUGCAGCAAUUUGGAUUAACAGCUUCUGGCCGUGGUCAGGCCGUGGCGGUGGUGUGCCGCUCGCCUACUGUUCGCAUAUGCCCGGCUCAGCUGCGGCAGCAUUGGGCGGUGUUGCCGCCUAUACAGUUGAUGCUGCACACCUGCAUGCCAGCGACAUGCAUCACAGCCAUCACUACGACGAUGGCGGUGGGGGCAGCAGUAGCAGCAUGGAGAAUAUGGCAAUGCAUGGCGGUGGUCAUGACAUGGGCGGUAUGCCAGAGGAAUCGGAGGAACGCGAUCAUAUCGCCCAUCAUUUUGAAAUGCAAAAUCAUGAAGAACUGCUCGAGGAUAUUCGAGAUGACACUUCAGUGAACCUUAUACCUGAGAAAGAUUUACCAAAAUUCGGCGAGCCAUUACAAAAUGUCACGAUACCGGUGGGACGAGAGGCGAUACUGCAAUGUGUUGUGGAUAAUCUACAAACAUAUAAGAUUGCGUGGCUGCGUGUCGAUACACAAACGAUACUAACGAUACAAAAUCACGUAAUAACGAAAAACCAUCGAAUGAGCAUAACUCAUGCUGAGAAACGUGCUUGGAUAUUGAAAAUUCGUGAUGUUAAAGAAUCGGACAAAGGCUGGUAUAUGUGUCAGAUAAAUACGGAUCCGAUGAAGAGUCAAGUUGGUUACCUGGAUGUUGUGGGGUCCCAGGACAUAGUGGUGUCCCGGGAAAUGAGGAAGUGGACGAAUGUGUUAGAAUGGGAUCUGAAGUCGAGAGAGUUACCAGGACAGCCACCAACAGGCGGUGAGAAUAUCUGCACACCUGCAUAG
This is a messenger RNA of Rhagoletis pomonella (apple maggot), 1008 nucleotides long. RefSeq lists its product as uncharacterized. The transcript is spliced from 6 exons. Bases 1 to 1008 code for a protein of 335 amino acids. NCBI's taxonomy places the organism in Eukaryota, Metazoa, Arthropoda, Insecta, Diptera, Tephritidae. The record is from RefSeq and is a predicted model, not a curated record. Gene Ontology annotation, cellular component: neuron projection.